This is a messenger RNA of Belonocnema kinseyi, 1716 nucleotides long. RefSeq names its product monocarboxylate transporter 10-like. The coding region runs from base 1 to 1716 and encodes 571 amino acids. The transcript has 9 exons. Gene Ontology annotation, molecular function: monocarboxylic acid transmembrane transporter activity. The record is from RefSeq and is a predicted model, not a curated record. NCBI's taxonomy places the organism in Eukaryota, Metazoa, Arthropoda, Insecta, Hymenoptera, Cynipidae.
AUGCUCGUGGACGAGUGCGGAGGAGGGAUGGGGUGGUCUGGCAGUGUACGUGGGGGUUGGUCGACCCCUGGGGGAUGCGGGAAUUCCGCCAUGAGUUUUGGAGGAAGUGUCCCGUCUCUGCACCCGACAGGGUCUAUUAGAUCUCUCAGAUCUCAGCACUCUACUAUGGUUCCACCCGCGACUCCUCGGCGCUGUUUGCACUGCCAUCCGGUUCGCAUGUCCACCCCCAACAAUUACGUUCAACACCCGGUGCAAUAUUACACGCCCAGUCGCACCAUGGAUGGACAGAAUGGCACCUACAUUCCCCAACGUAACUCCUAUCAUGGUGACCCUCGACCGCAUUAUAAUGUAGAUGUAGAGGAAAGUGUAGCUGGCAACACGAACUGGGUUCUGGGUGAUUUGCGCAGCCUUCACCGUUGUGUUCCAGCGCUUCGUCGAACAGGUAUAGACGUGGCUGGUAUUCAAACACAUUUCUACCCCGAGGGUGGUUGGGGGUGGUUAGUGUGUGCCGCCGGCUUUCUGGCCCUGUUGCUUACUACAGGAAUGCAGCUCGCUUUCGGUUUGCUACAUCUUUAUGCUGUUAAGCACCUCGGCGAAAUGCACCUGAUGGAUAUAGCUUGGGUUGGAGCCUUAAGUGCAGCAGUGUCACGUGGUUCGGCGCCAUUGGUUGUCGGGGCAUGUCGACGAGGAAGUACCCGACUCAUCGCAGUAAUUGGGGGACUCGUUCUAGCAUUGGCUUCCCUUUUUACCUCUUUCGCACUCCAGAUGCAUCAGGUCAUUUUAAGCUAUGGGCUAGUGCUGGGAGCUGGGGCUGGAUUGGUACGAGAAACUGCUGGUCUGGUGCUGGGUCAUUACUUUAGGAAACGGCUCGAGUUUGUUGAGAUGAUAGUUCAAGCUGGCACUGGCGUUGGGAUCGUACUCUUCAGUGUUUUCUACAAGGAGGCUGUCGGCAAAUUGGGCUGGCGGCUGGGACUUCAGUCUGUGACAGGCGCUCUUUCCUUGACAUUUUUUUUGGGAUUGAUCUAUAGAAGUGCAUCUCUCUACCAUCCUCAACGUCGAGCAAUUGUGCAUCUCAAAAAUCAGAAAAGUAAGCUCAGGGAAAAAAAGUCAGCUACCAAGGUGCCUCAACAACGUUUGGUCGAUCUGCGUCCAUUAAGCUGUCGUCCUGUUAGAAUGCUGAUGUUGGCAGCAGGCUCAGCAGCUUUUGGGCUCUAUACACCUGUCUUCUAUAUUAAAGGAGCAGAGGCAGCCAGACUGGACAAGCUGCUUUCUCGAAAUCCGGAUGCUAUUCUCUGGACUCUAAAAUUACCCGGCUUGGGGUACUCAGAGUCGGACGGGGAUACCUUGGCUCACUUGAUCAAGGCAUAUUUUCCGGGCUUCACAAAGUCAGGAGAUGGGGGGACGGCACCUCUGAGGCAAUCAAAGUCGCCUGGCUUUCACGUCAUAGGCUACGCGGAAGAUAUACUGGUUGUCGUGCGCGGUCAGCAUCUGGAUCCGCUCUUUGGAGUAAUGCAGCAAACAGUAAGAAUAGUUGAUUCAUGGUGUAAGGGGCCUGGACUAUCAGUCAAUCCGAGUAAGACAGAUGUAGUUGCCUUCACCAGAAGGUACAAGUGGGGAACCAAGGGUACAUUGAAGUUGGAGGGACAAAAACUCAAAAUCAAAGGGCAAGCCAAGUAUCUAGGAGUCACCCUGGAUAAGAAGCUGUCAUGGCACUAG